This is a messenger RNA of Amborella trichopoda, 1511 nucleotides long. Its product is annotated as protein POOR HOMOLOGOUS SYNAPSIS 1. Lineage: Eukaryota; Viridiplantae; Streptophyta; Magnoliopsida; Amborellales; Amborellaceae. The record is from RefSeq and is a predicted model, not a curated record.
CACUGGAGUUUCAAAUCCCGCGUGGCCAAUUGGUAUUCCUUCGUUCUGAGGCGGGAAUCAAAUCGCCAAUUUUUAGGCGAAAUCAAGCGGAAACGGCAUAUAAAUGGCGGCCUUCUUCUUCUUAGAGAGAGAGGAAGUGAGCGACCUGAAAAUGAAGGCGCCUGUUCUCACUCUAGCAUUGGCAUCAUGUCCUGCAAUCUCUCUAACGAAGCAAUGGCAACCAGAAUUCGCUCAAUUCUUCGCGUUUCCUCGUCAUUUACAGUCAGCUUCGCUUGAUUCAUGCCACGAUUUCCUCAAACCGCUGCACAAGCGUACUCUAUCUUCCAAAGGGACAUGGAUGGCAUCUUCAUCAGCCGCUUCUCUGCAACUGAUUACAGAAAAGGGAGGAUCGGGAGCAGUGUUAUUACUAUUGGUUCAAGGCUAUGUUCAUGAGGAGCACUGCGUUUCCAACCUUAGUUUCAUGUGGCCGCAGAUAUCGUGCAGCUCAGUGUGCGGUCUCAGGGGAAGCAGGGUUGUAAUCGUCAGCUACCAAGACUCCUCCAAGGAGGUGCAGAAAUUUGCCAUGAGAUUCCCAUCCUCUUCUCAGGCAGAAGAGUUCAUUUCCUCUGUGAAGCAUGACCAUCAUCUCUCCCUACAGGACGUCUUAAGCAGCAGUGGUGCAUUUUACAAAGGCAUUGGUCAAAGUGAUUACAUAUACGAUAAUUCAUGCAUUUCUGAAUGUGCCACAUCCAAUGAACCACCAGUGGCAAGGGCACAGGCAGAAUUGAGCUUUUCAAACGGCAGCGAUGACGGUUACGGGCCGGAGAUGCAACGGCGAGAGAGGGCAUACGAGUACCCUUAUCUCCCACCUGAAGAAUUGGGCCCCGUCUUUGUGGGCAUGCCUCCUAGUUUUACAUCUCUGCUCAACGGCACUUCCCAGUUUACGGACCAAGGAAAUACAGUAAGGCCACCGGAGGCAUAUGAGAAGAAUGACAUUAGAUCCCAAGUUGUGGUAUAUGCCCAAAUUCUCUCUGUCGAAUGCAAAAAAAAAGUUGUGAGCUGUAUUUUGGAUCCCUCCUUUCAAGGUAUGUUACACAAAGUGGAGGGAGUUUUGCAUGAGAUGAUAGGCGAUUCGAUGGUGCACAAAAUGGAGGGAGUUUUGAAUGAGAUGAUAGGCGAUUCGAAGCCUUUAGGUGCACUAACCGCGAUUAUGGGACAAAGAUGUGUGAACACCCCAAGGAGCAGAGCAGUCCUUGACAAGAGCUUGGAACAUCAUCAGUCAAUGACAUCUUCGUGAGAGUGUUAUUUAUUGUGGAUGUGGGCUUUUGUCUCAAUGACAUUGUCAUGAGAGCGAACUUAGAUCACAUUAAGAUUGUUGCUAUGUUUGUGGCCCUGAGGUUGUUUUCUUUUAUUAUGUACCUAUUGUUGGCCAGGUUGUUUUUUUUAUUCAUUAAAACUUUGAUGAGUAUGUACCUAUUGGGACUGCAGUUCUUGUUAUAUUCAUGUCUCUCUGAUAAAUUUCCUGAUGUUAU